GUCACUCUCAAACUGGACUUUAUUCACAGAGAUCUCAUUAUAGGUGCCUGUGAGAGCCUGCGAGUUUAACAUUUCGCUUUCUUAAAGGACAAUCAGAACAACAUAAACAUGCGAGAGUGUAUCUCUAUCCACAUCGGCCAGGCCGGAGUCCAGAUGGGCAACACCUGCUGGGAGCUGUACUGCCUGGAGCACGGCAUCCAGCCCGACGGCCAGAUGCCCAGCGAAAAGCCGCGGGGGGGCUACGACGACUCCUUCACCACCUUCUUCAGCGAGACCGGCAACGGGAAGUACGUCCCCAGAGCUAUCUUCGUGGACCUGGAGCCCACUGUGAUCGACGAGGUUCGCACGGGCUUGUACCGCCAGCUGUUCCACCCCGAGCAGCUGAUCUCAGGCAAGGAGGACGCUGCCAACAACUACGCCCGCGGUCACUACACCAUCGGGAAGGAGCACAUCGACAACGUCCUCGACAGGAUCCGCAAACUGUCGGACCAGUGCACGGGGCUCCAAGGGUUCCUCAUCUUCCACUCCUUCGGAGGAGGAACCGGCUCCGGCUUCACCUCCCUCCUGAUGGAGCGUCUCUCCGUCGACUUCGGCAAGAAGUCCAAGCUGGAGUUCGCCAUCUACCCGGCGCCGCAGAUCUCCACGGCCGUGGUGGAGCCCUACAACUCCAUCCUGACCACCCACACCACCCUGGAGCACUCCGACUGCGCCUUCAUGGUGGACAACGAGGCCAUCUACGACAUCUGCUGCAGGAACCUGGACAUCGAGCGCCCCUCGUACACCAACCUCAACCGGCUCAUCAGCCAGAUCGUGUCCUCCAUCACCGCCUCCCUGCGCUUCGACGGCGCCCUGAACGUGGACCUGACGGAGUUCCAGACCAACCUGGUGCCCUACCCUCGUAUCCACUUCCCUCUGGCCACCUACGCCCCGGUCAUCUCCGCCGAGCGGGCCUACCACGAGCAGAUCACCGUGGCUGAGAUCACCAACGCCUGCUUCGAGCCCGCCAACCAGAUGGUGAAGUGCGACCCCCGCCACGGGAAGUACAUGGCGUGCUGCCUGCUGUACCGCGGAGACGUGGUGCCCAAAGACGUCAACUCGGCCAUCAGCAACAUCAAAACCAAGCGCAGCAUCCAGUUUGUGGACUGGUGCCCCACCGGCUUCAAGGUGGGCAUCAACUACCAGCCCCCCACCGUGGUGCCCGGAGGAGACCUGGCCAAGGUGCAGCGGGCCGUGUGCAUGCUGAGCAACACCACCGCCAUCGCCGAGGCCUGGGCCCGCCUGGACCACAAGUUCGACCUGAUGUACGCCAAGCGGGCCUUCGUCCACUGGUACGUGGGGGAGGGGAUGGAGGAGGGGGAGUUCUCAGAGGCCAGAGAGGACAUGGCCGCCCUGGAGAAGGAUUACGAGGAGGUCGGCAUGGACUCGUUCGAAGAAGACGAAGAGGGGGAGGAGUAUUAAAAAAAUGAAUCGUUUACAAGUAGCGCUGUUUUAAAGAAAGGGUAAAAAAAGUUCUCUCAAUCCAACAGUUUAUUAUUUAGGAUAUCCAGAAGCAUGCCAGGUGUCAAUGUGCCGUCACCAACGCGUGUAGAAUAAUAAUUUUACCGCGGAGCUCGUCCUGGUGUUCGGUUUCAAAAGUGACUCUGUGCCUUUUGCAUCCUUUUCUAAAUAAAGCUGUGAGACCAACUUCUCGACUCCCAAGAUUACCGUCUGUCUUGAUUUGAUUCGUCACCCUUGCUGCUGCUUGUCUGCUAACGAUUGUGUUCAACAAACUGCACAAAAAACCCAAAUAUUUAUUUUUACGAUUAUGUAAAGAUGGAAAAAUGAGCAAAUCUUUAAUUGUGGUGCUGAUGCCAGCUUGAUUAUGAAUAAAUAAACCUCAACAACUA
Messenger RNA from Pseudoliparis swirei, 1886 nucleotides. Its product is annotated as tubulin alpha-1C chain-like. Gene Ontology annotation, cellular component: cytoplasm; microtubule. The transcript has 4 exons. Gene Ontology annotation, biological process: mitotic cell cycle; microtubule cytoskeleton organization. NCBI's taxonomy places the organism in Eukaryota, Metazoa, Chordata, Actinopteri, Perciformes, Liparidae. Bases 109 to 1458 code for a protein of 449 amino acids. The record is from RefSeq and is a predicted model, not a curated record. Gene Ontology annotation, molecular function: GTP binding; structural constituent of cytoskeleton.